UAAGUUGGGGACAAACUCCGUAAUUUUUCCUUCCCUAAAAUGUAGACGGUGUUUGGCCGAUCGCUGGUUCCACCUAACUCUUGCUUUGUAGAAUCUCGACACUUUCAGUGUAUUCCAUCUAACAUUUUUCUCGCUCACUCCUAGAUCCAGUUCGCAGGACCAUAGUAUUGGUAAUAUUUGUUGGGAAAUUAUUUCCAAAUGGCUGGUGAAGAGAGGUGGUGCAUGGUGACGGGUGGGAGAGGCUUUGCAGCACGGCAUUUGGUGGUAAUGCUAAUCAAAUAUGAGAUGUUUAAGGUCCGUAUAGCUGAUUUGGGUCCCAACAUCAUACUUGAUCCCGAAGAGGAGAAGGGUGUUCUCGGUGAGGCCCUGAGGUCUGGCCGCGCUCAAUACGUCUCCACAGAUCUUCGUAACAAAUCCCAAGUACUUAAAGCUUGCGAAGGAGUGGAAGUUGUUUUCCAUAUGGCUGCUCCUGAUUCAUCCAUUAAUAAUCAUCAGCUCCAUCACUCUGUCAAUGUACAAGGGACCAAGAAUAUUCUUGACGCCUGUAUUGAGCUAAAAGUAAAAAGACUUGUGUAUACUAGUUCUCCAAGCGUGGUCUUUGAUGGUGUUCACGGAAUAUUUAAUGGGGAUGAAUCGUUGCCUUAUCCCGCUAAGUCCAAUGAUUCCUAUUCUGCUACAAAAGCGGAAGGAGAGACCCUAGUUAUCGAAUCAAAUGGUUUGAAAGGACUCCUAACAUGCUGUAUUCGACCUAGCAGCAUUUUUGGUCCUGGUGAUAAGCUACUUGUUCCAUCUUUAGUUGCUGCAGCAAGGGCUGGGAAAUCCAAGUUUAUUGUUGGAGAUGGAAAUAACAUGUAUGAUUUUACAUACGUGGAGAAUGUGGCACAUGCUCAUAUAUGUGCUGAACGAGCCCUGGCAUCAGAAGGGACUGUAAGAGAAAGAGCUGCUGGUCAGGCAUACUUUAUUACCAAUGCGGAACCAAUCAAAUUUUGGGAGUUCAUGUCUCUUAUUCUUGAAGGCCUUGGUUAUGAAAGACCAAAAAUAAAGAUUCCUGCUGCUGUUAUGAUGCCAAUUGCACAUAUCGUGGAGUUAAUUUAUAAGCUUUUAGCUCCUUAUGGGAUGAAGGUUCCGCAGUUCACGCCUUCAAGAAUUAGACUUCUGUCUUGCAGCCGGACGUUUGAUUGUUCUAAAGCAAAUGAUCGUCUUGGCUACACACCAAUUGUAUCACUCAAGGAGGGCCUUAGGAGGACUAUUGAAUCAUACCCACACUUAAGGGCUGAUGUACCAACCGCAAACGAUGGGCCAUCGAAAGCUGCCAUACUUCUUGGAAAUGGGAAGGUUGCUGACAUGCUUCUUUGGAGGAAUAAAAAGCAAACACUAACAGUACUGUUGAUCUUGGCUGCAUUUCUCUUCAUUUUUAUUGUAACUGGAUAUACCAUUAUAACUGCACUUUCCAAGCUUCUGCUGGCAGCAUCAAUUUUCCUUUUCAUCCAUGCCAAGUUACCAGAGAAAAUGUGGUUCUCUCUCUAUUGGCUCUCAGUAUACUUGGAGCUGCUUCUUUUUGCAAUAUGUUCAUUAUAGGUAUGCAUUCUCUGUGUGUGUGUGAACGUGUCAUCCAGUUUAUCCAA
Olea europaea var. sylvestris is the source of this 1625-nucleotide messenger RNA. RefSeq names its product 3beta-hydroxysteroid-dehydrogenase/decarboxylase-like. Gene Ontology annotation, molecular function: 3-beta-hydroxy-Delta5-steroid dehydrogenase (NAD+) activity. The record is from RefSeq and is a predicted model, not a curated record. Gene Ontology annotation, biological process: steroid biosynthetic process. NCBI's taxonomy places the organism in Eukaryota, Viridiplantae, Streptophyta, Magnoliopsida, Lamiales, Oleaceae. Bases 199 to 1578 code for a protein of 459 amino acids. The transcript has 11 exons.